Molecule: messenger RNA, 1232 nt
Organism: Rhopalosiphum padi (bird cherry-oat aphid)
Lineage: Eukaryota; Metazoa; Arthropoda; Insecta; Hemiptera; Aphididae
Product: protein KRTCAP2 homolog
Exons: 5
Coding region: 380-784 (134 amino acids)
Source: RefSeq, a predicted model, not a curated record
AUAAUAAUAUAGAUUCUAAACAUCUGAGUAGUGUAUAGUGUUUCAGUGUCCGGCGUAGUGGCGUACUCGUUUACUGGCGUCCCGACUACCGAGUCUUGACGAUCACCAACUAUCAGUGUCGUUUGCCGACGAAAGCAUUAUUUUCGUAUGAUAAUUGACAAAUUUUUGAUCGGUAAAUCAAAACGCUACACACGACGCUCCGUUAUUUUGAUAAAAAGAUGAAAUAGAAAUUAAAAAAAAAAAUUACGUCAAUUUACGUUACUUUUUACUAAGACACCGACCAUUGAGUGCUGUUCAGUCUUCAGUUGUUAUUCAAAGGAUCUUUGUCUCACUGAGUAUUUUAAACUUGGAAUUGUAAAGCACAACUCCAGUACUAAAUAUGGCCGUUUCCACGGGCAUGUCGUUCCUUAUAUCAACGCUGUUAGCAUUGUCACUAUUCUCAGUCAUGCAGCUCAACAGCAAAUGGUUGACGUCUAGUUCGGUGUUGGUCAUAAGUACAGGUUUUCUUGGCUCAGUGUUGUUUACACUGUCCUUGACUGCUGUAAGUAAUCUAAUGACUUUACUUUUGGGAGAAGGAUAUCAAGCUAGUUUAUUUCCUGAAAUUUUAUUAUCAUUAAUGUUCACUUUUUUCACAUGUGUCUCUAUCCACAGAGUAUGCGCUACAACCGGUUUGCUGUUUUCAUUAUUUGCUCUUUACAAUAUUUAUAAUGUUUCUCAAAAGACAUACAAUUCCAGUUCAUUGCUCAAACAACCUAUUGUUCAGAACAAAAAGAAGAAACACUAAAUGCCAAAAUACAAAACUGUUUUAUACCAUUUUCAAUGUUCAUAAUGUACUGAAUAUUUGAUUUUUAUAUCUAUUAUUUAUUUUUCAUUGUCAUUCCCUAAGUUAAAAAAUUAACAUAAAUUAUUGUAGUAAAAGUAAAUUUCAAUUAUUUCUUACUGAUUUUUUUAUUUGACAAAAUUUAAUAUUUAUUUUAUAUAACCUCAUAAUACAAUCAAUUAUUGAAUUAUUGAAAUUCACUAGAAUAUCAAUUACAUUUACUGAAAUUAAAAUUGUUUAUGAUGUAUUAUUUAUAUUGAUUAAAACUUUUUUUUUGUACUAUUUUUGGAUAAUUGUGAUUAUGAUAAUAUCAUUAAACAAGGCUUUGAUUUUAAUAAUAUGUACUCAUUUUGCCUGUCUCUGAGUAUUAAAAAUUAUAAAUCAAAUUGAAAUAAAGAAAACUACUUAUUAA